This is a messenger RNA of Cheilinus undulatus (humphead wrasse), 889 nucleotides long. RefSeq lists its product as uncharacterized. NCBI's taxonomy places the organism in Eukaryota, Metazoa, Chordata, Actinopteri, Labriformes, Labridae. The transcript is spliced from 5 exons. The record is from RefSeq and is a predicted model, not a curated record. The coding region runs from base 27 to 671 and encodes 214 amino acids.
ACCAGGACUCUGUUCAUGAACUCAUCAUGAUGAAGCUGACUCUGUGUGCCGCUCUGGUCUGGAUGAUCUUCAGCUCCGUUGGAGCUCUUAAGUGUGUGAACCAGGAUUUCAGCAGCCUCCCUUUUUCAAAACCAUGCGGCCUUCCUGCUGAGCUGUGUGCAACAGUUGCCAUACACAAUACAGAAAAUGAUCGCAGAUUAAAACAAACCAUAAGGAUGUGUGUUCCACCAUCAGUCUGCGCUGCACAGGAUGAGAUACUCUCAGUCAGUUAUGGCGCAUUCACAGCUGCUACAUCUAUUCGUUGCUGCAACACAGAUGACUGCAAUAAUGACACUUUAACCUAUCCUGAUCUUAAACUAAACGGCCUGAACUGUUCCACCUGUGCUGAUCAAACUGUCUGCAACACAACAGUGGAGUGUUACGGCAAUCAGGACCACUGCUUCAAAAGAACAGUGACUGAGCGUGGCCAGAUCAUCCAGAUCCACGGCUGUGCAUCUGCAAACGUGUGUGGACAUCAUCCUGACUGGGAAAGAAAGUUUUUUUUUCAAAUUUUUUAUCUAGGUAACGCUUCAUCGAACUGCUGGAAAGCCGCCCUGCGUGAUUCAGCUCUGACCACCAGACUGAGUUUGUCUCUGUUCCUGCUCGCUCUCUUCACACUUUUCAUCAGUUAAACCCAAGAACCACACUUCCUGAAUGUGGAUGCUGAGCUUCACAGCAUGCUAGGUCCAUCACAGUUCUAUGAGACCAAUGCAAUGUUUUUGUUUGUUUUAGAAAAAUAGCUGAAGGCUUUAAUGUGCAUUUGUCUGUAAAGGUCAGCUGUCCUCAGUCAUUUUCCUUUAUUGAAUGUUUGCUGUUUUCAUUUUUCUCCAAAUGUGCUUUUGAUUUUAUA